This is a messenger RNA of Xiphophorus couchianus (Monterrey platyfish), 1430 nucleotides long. RefSeq names its product zinc finger, MYND-type containing 12 (gene zmynd12). The transcript has 8 exons. Bases 197 to 1306 code for a protein of 369 amino acids. Gene Ontology annotation, molecular function: protein binding. NCBI's taxonomy places the organism in Eukaryota, Metazoa, Chordata, Actinopteri, Cyprinodontiformes, Poeciliidae. The record is from RefSeq and is a predicted model, not a curated record.
GAUUUCUGCCUGCUUAAAAAGACAAAAUGCAAUAUAGAGCAAGCAGACAUCCUCCGCAGUAAGAAAUAUGCACAGAAAGUUCAGUCAGUUUCCACAAGAGUGUGCAGACGAAGGGAACCGGAGGAACCAAAUUACAGACCAGUUAUUAUAGCUUUCAAUUUACUGUGCCCUCCAUGAACUCAGAUGGCAUCUUAGAAUGUUUCCAGAACUAAAAAGACUGCAGCUUUUAACAACAUUUUAUCUCCCUGGUAUUUCACAAUGUCUUGCACCGAUCUACAAUGUAACUCGCCGUGAAUCAGGAUUCAUUAGCAUAACAGGGGAGGAUUUCUUGGAGGUUACAAAUAAUGCAGAUCACCAGCAGGCUGACUGGGUGGGAAUCCAUGAAAGAAUCUGUCAGAUGCUUGUUCCCAUACGUACUAUGAAAGAUAUGUACGAUCCGUCCGUCCGCAAGAAAAACCAGUUAAGAAAGAGACAUCUGAUCAAGAUUUGCACGUUGGUGGCUCAAAGCAAGCUGUCAGAGGGUAAAGGUGAAGAGGCACUUCCUGCUGCCCACUGCUGCCUGCAAACCUCCAUUGACCUAUACGGUCCCAAUACCAUCCAGCUCGUCCCUGCCUAUAUACUGUUGGCGGAGGCCAACAUGGGCCUGGGCAACUUAGCUGUUGUCGCAGAGCUCCUGUCCCAGGCUGAGUGGGCUGUACUGAAGAAUCCAGAAUUGGGCGCUUCAAUCCAACAACAGCUACAUAGGAGCCUGGGCCAAUUCUAUACAACAACUGGAAACCUGGAAACUGCCCUGUUUCACUUUGCAAAUGAUAUUUACUUUGCCUGUGAGGAGUAUGGUUUAGACAGCUCUGCCACCACAAAGGGAUACUUUCUAAUCGCUGAUGUGUUUGCCAGACAGGGGAAGACGCUCAUUGUUCACUCCCUGUACUCUGAGGUGGCAGAAAGGUGGCACAAACAUCUAAGCAGUCUACUAGAGACCCACCAGAAACAUGCUGACUCAUCUGUUGACUCAUCUGUUUCCUUUUACGAAAAGUCCCAGCGAGUUGAAAUGGAGGAAAUGCUGAGAGUCAUGUUGGAGUUCGAACAAAAACAGUCCAGAAGAGACGUCAAUCAUAUUGCACUUAUUGCCCACAACCUCGCCAUGUUGUGGUUCAUCAACGGAGACCUUCACAAGGCUCAGGAUUUUGCCAGCACAGCCCUGCAGGCCAGCCUGCAGAUACCAAAACAUAAACUGACAGAACCCAUCCAGGAGCUGCUGCAGCAGGUGGAGAGUCUGCAGACCGAGCCACAACCUGGUUUUGCUUAGCCAACACUCCUGCCCUGCCUGCUUUAUUCUUCUCCAAGAUCUGCUCCGUCUGUGUUUAGCCUCACCAUUCGUUCACGUGUGGAUACAGAAAACAGCUAACAAAUAAAAUUAUUCAUGCAGUUAU